Molecule: messenger RNA, 2986 nt
Organism: Pocillopora verrucosa
Lineage: Eukaryota; Metazoa; Cnidaria; Anthozoa; Scleractinia; Pocilloporidae
Product: homeobox protein Nkx-2.3
Biological process (GO): regulation of transcription by RNA polymerase II; cell differentiation
Cellular component (GO): nucleus
Molecular function (GO): DNA-binding transcription factor activity, RNA polymerase II-specific; RNA polymerase II cis-regulatory region sequence-specific DNA binding
Source: RefSeq, a predicted model, not a curated record
CUGUUUUUAGGGUUCACAUCUACGGGUGGUAUCCUAUUUCUGUUUCGGUCAUCAGCGUGAGUCCUGAACGCCAACAUCGCAAUCAUCUCUUCUCAACGUUGUUGCGUGUCCAAUUUUAAACUAAGGAAUAUGAACGAAGCAAUCAGAAAUCCUGUUACACCGUUCUCGAUCACCGAUAUUUUGAAUCGUAAUGAUGUCCCACAGCAGAAUAACAGCAGCCUUCCUUCUUGGAGUCAGCACCCUGCCCACACUCAUCCCGUGUCGCCGACAUAUUUGCCAUUACCGUACUUUCAAAGCGCUUUACCCAUCCAUCAGCUGAGCUGCUACAAAACAUUCACUGCCUCGCAAGUUCCUACAGCAUUGCCCUCACUUAGUAGAGAACGAAAACCUGAAGAAAUCGCAGAGCGAGCAGAAGAAAUAGCGAAAGUUCACAAAAACCAAGAAAGAGAUGUCAACCACACCUCGACUUCCAACCCUCAACAGCAGGCCAAACCGCGAAAGAAGCGAUCAAGAGCGGCCUUCUCUCACGCUCAAGUAUUCGAGUUAGAAAGACGGUUCAGCCAUCAAAAAUAUUUAUCUGGACCUGAGAGAGCAGAGCUUGCUGCUGCUUUAAAACUGACUGAGACACAGGUUAAAAUCUGGUUUCAGAACAGGAGAUACAAAACAAAACGACGUCAGCUCGCAUCAGAAAUUUGCCCUCCGAGUGCGGCGAAGAAAGUCGCGGUACGAGUUUUGGUUCGGGAUGAUCACAAACAGUAUGAAGACAUAGGAUUAUCGGGUCUAUCAAUGGCGCCAUUUGGCAGUCAAACCUUCGCUCCCCCUUGUGGUUUUUACUACAGAUGAAUUCAAGAUUACUAAAUCACGUCCCAAAUGCAACAACAAACAGACCCUUCAAACCAAACCCUGCGAACACGAAGACAGUGACACUCAAAGAGUACCAUUCAAACAAUUUAAUCGCUGCCGUCCUCGAUGGCUCAAUCCCGAAACAAUUCUGCUUUAACACCAAAUAGCGGCAAAAAGGUAAAAAGAUUAGCGGAGGAUAACGUUUUAACUCCUAGCUACGGAAGUAAAUCACUUGCGUCCGGUGAAUUACAUGGAGUGGUCUACUCUCUCAAAGUUUACUCACAUCAUCGAAAUUAGAUUGCGCGAGUGUUAGGCUCUUAAUUACCUUUAAUCCAAGAUUAAGAUUAACGAGAGUGUAUGAUAGUGUUCAGAUUGAGUGGGAGACUGAAAAAAAUUCCCAAAAGAAACAAUUAUAGGCCUUAAGUUGAAGCAACGGUUAUUGGUAGAUAUCGAAAGGGAAUAGGGACAUGAACUAUAUUUCAAUUUUGUACCGACAAUAGCACUAAACUCAACCGCGUACCAAAGUACGCUACUUUGAUUUCUAUAGCAUCACUGUAGCUAAAAACCAUCUAAGUAAUAUUUUCCCUAACUUUUUUAACAUCACAAAUAGCGAAAAAAUUCACCGAAUUAGGUCGGAGAGCGCAUAAGAAAGACAUGGUCGCCAGUGAUAAACAAAUACACAUCCUUGAAAGAAGAGUCAGCCGAUUUUUAUUUCAUUGAUUCCUACGCGUAGAAAUGUUAAGUCGCGACGAGCUGAAAUACAGUCACAAGUAAUUCGGGAGCCGCAACUUUAUGCAGCACAAAUAGAAAGUAUAAAAAGGUCCGGGUGACAUGUUUGUCCACAUCUCUUUUGAAUUACUUCAGCUUUAAUUGAUGCCUGGAGUUUCACAUCCGAGAGCGCUUUGUUAACUCUCGAUGGUGCGCAAGAAUUUAACGGUCGAAAUCAUUGCAUUUUUUCGAUUGAGUCAUUUACCGAGAGUGAGAUAGAGCGAUAGAUAAGUAUCACAGCGACACCCGAAAUACAAUUACAGUCGACUGAAUUUGAUUACAGUGCAUCGUUCAUCAACUACAAAGAUACUCAUUAGUGCUCAUUACAAGGGCUUUUAUUCUGGGGCUUAAUGUGAUUGUAAAACACUUCUUUAAUACUCAUUUAGGUGCCCCUCCCACGACACCAUUUGAACGACAAGAUGAUUCGUUUAUGCCACGCUUAAUGGAUCUCGUUUAACAUGUCAUUCUCACGGAUAGGAUUCCCUUCACUUCCAAACUCAAGCAAAAAGCUUGAGGAAAUUUAAAGAGACACUUCAGGGCAGUUAGAUGGCCGACGGAAGUGUGAAACCGAAGACAAAGCCAUCUGUUAAAUCCAUUACCAACAUACGAGUCUAAAUGCGUUGGUCUAGGUACUUGAAUAAACUUUAAUGGAAGUUAAAUUUUCAUGAAUAGCUAAAGCCCGUUUUAGUUUCUUCAAUGUUAGCAUUUCUUUUCUCGGAUGCCAUGGUUUCCUGUUUGCUAAAGUCGCACUAAGAAUGGCACAUCGUUUGAAGGUGUUAAUGGCCAUUUAUAUUAUCAUCGCAUCGCUUUGUGUGGAGUGUUCUAUUUAGAGAUGUGUGUUUAAUAUGAGAAAAUCAAUUCCCAGUAAUAACAGGCUUUACUUUUGUAAUCGUUUUCAUCAAAUGGUAGGCGACUGGAAGGCUUAACUUUCAUAGACCAUCACUUGAGUUUAUUGUAAGCUUACUUUGCUCCCAAGAUGCGGGGGAUUUGAGACCCUUCAUUUUCGCACGCGACAGAUCCUGAUCCUCGAUCAGUUCCCUCUGUCAUAACAAACUAAAUUCGUCUAAAGCCACAAAAUAAAAUGGCUUCUCCGGUUUCAGCUCCCAAGAGAUAAUGUACUGUCAAGGAGUAAAAACAUAAAAGAAAACAUUUCGAGCAAACAAAAACAUUUUAGCUUAAAAAAAAUAUGUCGGGUUAUCAGUGAAAGUACUAGGCGGUGGCAUAACCUGAGCGCUCUUGGCGUUAUAAGAUUAUUUCAUGGCGUCCAACUACUCAUCUUAUACUUCAUCUCAAUAACUACAGCGUGCGACCCACUUAAGAGGAUGAAAGAAACUUAUAAUUCAAUUUGGUUGCACAAGUUUAAUACACCUCUUUA